Mercenaria mercenaria is the source of this 4210-nucleotide messenger RNA. RefSeq lists its product as uncharacterized. The coding region runs from base 202 to 2895 and encodes 897 amino acids. The transcript has 12 exons. Gene Ontology annotation, molecular function: DNA-binding transcription factor activity. The record is from RefSeq and is a predicted model, not a curated record. Lineage: Eukaryota; Metazoa; Mollusca; Bivalvia; Venerida; Veneridae.
AUCGCCUGAUUUUAACAAAUAUCUAGGUGUUACCAUCAGCGAAAACCUAUCAUGGACCAUCUAUGGGAAAAUAACUAGUGGUCUCUAACCUUGUCUUCAACAACAACAACAACAUCCACAACUUUUGGUAGAUGACUACUUGUUAGCUUAGGGGAUGUCACGUCACCGACUUCGCAGGGGUUUUCGGACUGGCUGAAGGAAAUGUCUGGACCACGUCCUUUUAGAUCUGUGGAAGAGGCUUAUGCUUUUGUUAAAAGCCAUGAAAUAGCUACAAAUAACAAAUACGUUGUGGCAAAAAGUAAAGGAAUAACUACACAAGAUUUGUCUUCAUUAGAGUCAUACAAAAUACAGUGGGAAUAUGCAUCUGGUAUGAAGGCUGGGUCGGAAAAAGUAGAUGAUGGUAUACCAUUUAUUAACCUUGGUAUUGAGCUGCGAAAUUGUCAAUUUGGACCUCCUAGAAAGCGAAGCAAAACACAGCCUACAGAGGACAGCGAGGAUACAAGUAACCAGGAAGUAAUGUCCGGUGCGGAGAAAAAUCAGCCGACAACAGGAAGUCCAGUGAAAAAGAGAAGAGCACAGCCCUCGAAAAAGUUGAAUUGCCUAUCUCAAGUAAAGAUAAAAAAGAUCAUGAAGUUUCCAGAAUAUGCUGUUGAAGUUGGUAAGGAAUACCCUAGUAAUUUCAAAAGUGAGUUAGGUAAACAGUUGAAGGCAAACUUCAGUGAAGACACAAAGAGAUAUAUCCUUGUUUAUGUUCAUAUUGACAACGACCAUAAUCAUGAAACCACACCAAUAGAGGAGCAACAUAAACACAAGAAAAUUGUCCAUGUUGUUGAUAAAGGAUGUACCAGGCUAUCGGGGGUUGCUGUGCCAAAUAUUGUUCCAAAAAGAGGACCUUUGCUUAAAAAAUGGGCAAGUUUGAAGGGUAAAAAUUUGAUGGACUUGGCAAUGCAGUUUAAGACAACGUUUGUGCUGCCAGCACCGCUUGCUCAAGCAAAGCCAGACCAGAAACUGGAGAAUAUGGGUGACCAGGAACUAUUGUCAUUGUACCAUGACAUUACUGGGGAGAUGCCAAACAAUAUGUUCUCCAUUGCAAACAAAGAAUUUACAACCUUAAAUCUCAGGCUCUUACUCCAUCUAUGUAUAAUGUUUGCUAAUGCUGCCUGUGAUGCCAGCAGACAGUCACAGGUACAUCCAAGUGUAAGGAUUAAAGGAACAGAAAGUAACUUCACUCCAGUCCAGUGUUUAGAAAUAGACUGUGCAAUAGUAGAUCCUCACAUGCAUUGUCCGUUUUGUGCAAAAACAGACUCGUACACAGAUCCAAGUCUACUGAAAACACACUACACAAAUAGACAUGUGAAUAAAGCGAUUGAAUUUGCUGGUUUAAGAAUACUGCGCUGUUAUGAUAUCUGUGAGGUUGCUGGGAAAAACAAGGGCUGUAAAACUUUCAAGGGAGGUCACUGGCACUGCUAUAAAUGUCCAAACGGUUUAGACAAACGUAACAGCGUCUAUGCUCACUAUCAGUCACACUUGAAGAAUUACGAGUCCAGCUUUCAGAUUCAAGUGGCACAGGAUGUGAAUCCAUCAAUGUGUGGUUUUACUGUACCUCAUGAAAUUGAUGUUUCCCACGUUCCCUGGGAGUCAUAUAACACUUCAGCCAGUUUAAACACUGUCUCUACAACAACUAGGCCAAAUAGUUGUAGUAGUUCAUUGAAAAGAAGUUAUGCAGAUACCAGUCUUGGAGGUUUGGAAACCAUUGACCAUACAGCCAUGUAUGUGCAGGAUGAUGGUAUAGGAAAUGUUACUUCAACUUAUAAUGCUCAGGAAAUACCUACCACUGGAAAUGAAACGUACGUUAUAACAGUUCCCGACAGUGCUGAACUAGCUGAGUUGAAAGCUAGAGUCCAGGAACUUGAGAUGAGCUGUAAAGAACUUGAAAAACAAAAGGCAGUUCAAAAAUCUCAUAUUGAAUUGUUACAGAAAAGGGAUGCUGACCAGACUAAAUUAGUACAGGAAUUAAAGUUGGAAAAGCAAAACCUUGUUGCUGAACUUGAUACACAGAAAUCAGAAAUAGAAAAACUUAAAUCAACACAGAAAACAUUAUGCCAGUCUGCAGAGAAAAAUCUAUGCAGUUCAUCUAAAAAUUAUGAAAAUAAAUCACAAAAGACUGGAGGCUUUGAACAAGUUCCUAGGGAUGUAGAUGUAUCUUUAAAUAAAGCAAAAGAACUGGAAAAGAGCCUAAAGAAUCAUGGGAAAGAUACACCUGUUCCUGGACAUAGCUAUGGAACUAGACGGGCUACAAGGAAAUUCUCAACUAGAAAGUCUAGUGAUCACACAUACAUAAAUGAAAAUUUAAGCAAACACAAUAGAUUGACUUUGACUGGUUCUCAGACACAUAGGAAAAUUUCUGCAGACUCUAGAACCAGUCAGCCAACAACAAUGGAAGAGAUGUGCAAUCAGUUAUCUAGCAUGCGAGAGGAGAUUGAGCUGCUGAAGCAGACGUCACUUGGUGGCAGUGCUAUUGACAUACAGCAUGUAUCUAAGCAACCACUGGAAGCCCAGAGCAGUAAACUUGAUCUAAGUGUAUAUAACUCAAUACCUACUGGAAACUCUCAUGACAGUUCUAGUGCUUCAUUUGCUGUUCCUUCAAAUUCUCACAUUGCUCAAAAUAUGCAAAACUAUGACGAAAAUAUGACUACUUUACACAAUACAAGUAUUGACAACAAUUUAAAAAACUCUUCAUGUGCAGUUUCUGUGAGCGGAAAUGAUGGAACUGAUGUACCUGGUUCCCUUACAUCUGUGAGAACAGGCUGGGCCUCUGGUAGAGCAGCGGGGAAUGUGGAUGACCUAUGUGCUGCAGCAAGAAUUUUAGAGAGUUCAUUGCCUUCAGAUUGUUGAUUUUUGAAGGAAAUUUGAAACAAUAUUUAAGUAGGGGAUAUCGCCUAUUUUUUGACCGAUGUACUAUAGACAUGCAAAUUUUCUCACCUAUACCUUAUUUAUAGUCAAAAAUCACAUUUCCAUAAUAUGUCAGCUACUGUGAAUUUUUUGUGGCGUUAUAUGUUUUGUAUAAUAGUACUAUAUCUGGAUAACAAAAUGUUUUACAGAAUUGCAAUAUAUGACAGUGCUGCUGAAAAGAAUGAUUUUUAGGUUGAAAAAGAUUUUUUGAUGCUAUGCAGUGAUUUUGCAUCAUCGCAUACUAGAGGCCUACCAUGGUUCUGUGGUUGAACCCCCAGCACAUUUUGACAGUAUUUUUAGUUUGUUUAUAUGGCAGGUUAAAGGUGUAAACCAAUAAACAUUGGGAACGGUGGUCUAGUAGUUAAGGUGUUGGCCGCUCUAUCUGGGGGUCAUGCACACUUCUUCACAUAAGACACCAGUACUGGUUUUCCCAGGAAGCUGAUGGAGAUGGGUUCAAAUAAGCUUAAAACUUUCAUCACAGUUGAGCUAAAAUGAACUGGUAUAAACUAAUUAACUACUUUUUGCGACAGAUCUCCACAAACCUCAAAAUUGUCUGUGAAAAGAAUGACUGCAUCAUUUUCAGUAUUGACACUGAAUAAUUUUAUUUCCUUGAGGUGAAUUUCGAAGUGUCGAAUCAGAGGAGAACAUCUUAACAAUUAUUUCAUAACGUAUUUGUUAAUUUUUAACUAGUAUUUUGCUUAGAUGUUGCUUGAAAUUUCAAUUUAGCAGAUUGAAUGUAGGAAAAUGUUGAUUGGCUGAAACCUCACUGGGUAGUAAAGAGGAUUGUGUAUGCUCAAAAGAUAUACAAUUAAAGAAAUAUAUCAAAAAUUCAUCCAGGGGGACUGUGACAAACUUCCUGAUAGAUGAGAAAGUGGUUUUUGUGCCAAGGCAUUUUUAAAAGGAAAAAUUUGGUAUUUUUCAAAAACUAUUUCUAGAACUGUGUUUUCUUUUAGAGUUGUGUUAAAUGAGAGACCAAGUGAAUUUACAGACAUCCUUCACUAAAAUAUUUUAUCUUAAGAUAUUUACUUCAAAUGUAUAAAACCCUCAUCAAAUGUAUUUAACUUUACUAAAUUUUAAAAUUAAAUAAACACAAAGAGUUACAUUCAUACUUAAAUGCCAUGCAGUAACAGUUGAUUUUUAAAAAAACAGCCAGUUUUUUUUUUAGUUCAUAUUUAUACUGUGUUUACAGUGUGUACUAUUUUAAACAUUAUACAUAGUACUGUUGAGAACAUAAACUUACAUAGUACUGUUGAGAACA